Molecule: messenger RNA, 2810 nt
Organism: Clupea harengus (Atlantic herring)
Lineage: Eukaryota; Metazoa; Chordata; Actinopteri; Clupeiformes; Clupeidae
Gene: gjd4
Product: gap junction protein delta 4
Biological process (GO): cell-cell signaling
Cellular component (GO): connexin complex
Molecular function (GO): gap junction channel activity
Source: RefSeq, a predicted model, not a curated record
AUGGGGGGCCAAUCUGCGUCUGAAGCCAUUUUUAUUGCUGUCAACCACAACAUCACUCUAGUAGGGAAACUGUGGCUGCUCAUUAUGGUGUUUCUGCGCAUUUUCAUCCUCAUCUUCGCUGGAUACCCACUCUAUCAGGAUGAGCAGGAGCGAUUUGUGUGCAACACCAUUCAGCCAGGCUGUUCAAAUGUGUGUUACGAUCUAUUCGCUCCCCUUUCCCUCUUCCGCUUCUGGUUGCUUCAGCUCACCAUCCUCUGCCUGCCAUAUUUGACGUUCGUUACCUACAUCAUUCACAAAGUGCUGUCAGAUAUCGCUGUUUUCUCUGACGCGUCACACAAGAUGAAAGCCAGGUCUCUCAUUGGAAUCCAGCAGGGAUCUCUCCAGAAAGGAGCCCUAAGCAAGGCACGUCACAUCCAGGCAGAGCUCAGCACGUUGAGGACCUUCACUGGAGCUUACAUCACCCAGCUGCUCCUCCGGAUUCUUUUCGAGGCUGGCUUUGGGGCGGCUAACUACUAUCUAUUUGGCUUCUACAUCCCCAAGCGCUUCCUGUGCCAGCAAUCACCUUGUACAACUACAGUAGACUGCUAUGUCUCCAGACCCACAGAGAAAACUGUUAUGCUGAACUUCAUGUUAGGGACGGCCGGCCUUUCCCUUCUUCUCAACGGGUUGGACAUGAUCUGUGCCAUCAAGCGCUCCGUGAGGCAGAAGUCCAAGAGGAAGAUGCUGGUGCGGAAUAUGUACGAGGAGGAACAGUUCUACCUCUCCCCUGGAGGGAGCCAGGGAGCCAUCGAUGCCAACGUUUCCGCAGUGGAGGAGAUGGUGGCCUCAGUAGCAAGCGGAAGUUUCCGGAAGAGAGGGAUGAGUAAGUCCAGCAGGGCCGAUCUGGAGGACGCUCCGUGUGGUCGAGGGACACCUCUUGUCCCGGGGAUGCUGGGUCCUACAAACGCUCACAGUGAGAAUAAUGUCUAUCCAAUCCCGGCUCUGGAGGAAUGCCCGGACCGAGAGGGCAGUGAGGUGGCACUGUGUCCCACAGAGCAAAUGGGCACGCCCAGACCCAUACGGGUCAGUAAACGGAGCCGCCUGAAACCACCCCCGCCGCCCCGACGGGACAACCCCCCUGGCGCGGGUUCUGUGGACGUGGUUCCAGGAGCGACGGCACUGUGCACCAGAAGAGUCGGACACUACACACUGGUGGAGAUGAGUGGCGUGGGCCUGCCCUCGUGCAGUGGGGACAACCAGGAGAAAAGGUCAGAGUGGGUCUGAAUAAGAGACAGAAAUAGAAAACAGACCAGUCGAGUAUCUCAACCCUAAGUGUGUACUCUUACAUUAAGGUGAAUUGUUCAUUCAUUGAUUGUUGGUUUUAUAUUCAAAGGCUAAACUUAUGCAAUACCAGCAUCAUUAAGGGCUUUUUAUGCAAGAUGUUUGAUACGGCUCAUCUUCAAAAUUGUUCAGUCAUUGUGGGCCCCCCUGCUGCUCUUCCUAUGUGCAACACUGCUCUCUUUGUUUCAGCAAACAAAGGCAUGCCUUGACCUGUCCUGACCCCACUCAGAGGCCAGGCCACUCAGAGGCCAGCAAUCAUUCUAAAGUCGGGCUGGAGUUAUUCAGCUGGAGGGUUGAGAAAAGCAUGGGGUCAUGGGGUCUAGCAUAGUUGGCCCAGUUAGUCUGUCAUUCCGUUUGCCAUGUAUUAGUCUUACUAGACAUGAUCACUACUGUCACUAUUAGUCAUUCAUACUAUUGUCAAACCAACUGGUUGUCAGACUUUCUUUUACCACUUUGUCACUUGUUACAUCCCAGGAGGACUCACACAUACCCAAGGACAGUCAACCCCGACGCAGAGGAUUAGCAAAUCAAUUACAAGGCAGGACCAAUGCAUGGUAUUUAUGGAAACGACUUUUCACACUAUUUCAAGGUCCUGGGGGCUUCAGGGUUUGAGCUUUGGAGAUAUAUACAAACCCCUUAAAAUAGAGCCUUGUAGAACUGUGUAAUGUGAGACCUCUGCGAUGUCUGAUCUUCCCCCAUCACCACCGUCCGCAACCCUUCUGCCAUGCCAUCAUCAAAUGGCCAUCUCAGCCUCCCUCAAUUGACAUUAGCAGCCCAAUAGGACAGAAAAGUAAACCUAACAAUUCUGCAAGGUUUUGAUUUGAUUGGAGUUCACUAGUGUGUUAAAAAUAAAACCGUACCCCUCUUAAUGCUCUGGAAGCAAUUGAAUUGUGUAGCUGUCACUUUGAGAAAGGGGAAAAGAUGCCCUCUAGUGGUGACUAGUGGUACCGGAUACAUUACAGUUAGGACAGAGUGAGUGUGGAUUGGAUUCAGUCAUGCAGGCUAGGGGGUUUACACUUAAUGCUAAAUAAAAAUGAAAACAAUGAAUUAAAAAAAAAAACUGAAAAAUGUAUUCAAUACAUGCCAACAUAUCAUCAAUACCUUAUGUAUUUGUCAAUGUGUUAAUAUAGGGUUCUAUUUUGAUAUUAACAGCAAAAAAGAACUAGAAUGUAAUUAUCCAGCAGUGAGGUUUUUUAUGUUUUCAUACAACCUUGCAUGCAGUUUAUGUAUAUGCAUAUUAUACACUUGUUCCUGCUUGUAGCCAAAUGAAUGGAGCCGACUGUCUGAGCUGACAACAUGUCAACACAAAGACCAUCUGAGCAAGAUGGAUUCACAUUAAAGGUAGCUCAGUUAGAAAAAGUGUUAAAGGUGUGUAUAAUAGGAUUUUGUCUCAGUGAUGUUUUUCAGAAUAAUGUUUAAAAAAAAUGUGGUUUGUCCUUUUUGCAAAUCUGUGAAUUUUCUGCAAAAUCAAAGAUAUUCUUCCUUUCUAA